Didymodactylos carnosus is the source of this 591-nucleotide messenger RNA. The record is from the annotation of a GenBank genome assembly. Lineage: Eukaryota; Metazoa; Rotifera; Eurotatoria; Philodinida; Philodinidae.
AUGGAUGGUAUGGACCUAACUGUGAUCAACAAGAAAUUGACUAUUAUCAUCGCCGGCAAAACAAUUGAGGCUGUAGGGAAUGCUAUUUAUAUUAGUGGAAAAGAAGUUGUCGAAUAUAAGACGGAUAUCUUGCCAGCCGGUUUAAGCAUAAAAAAGGGAGAUAAUUUUAUUAACUUACAUUACUCAAAGGGUAUUCGCAUCAAAAUGAAUAUUGAAUCAGCAAUCUUCAUCUCGGUCGAAGAAAGUCUUAAGAAUAAAAUGUCGGGUUUAUGCGGAGAAUACAAUGACAACACAACCGAUGUUUUGCCGACGUUGUUUAAUUGCGUGACUCCACAAUUACAAAGUAACAUAUCUGAUGGCUGUUUUCCAUUGAUUGAUCCAGGUGGUGCAUUUUAUGAAUGUUCAAAAAGCGUUAAUGCUCAACCAUUCUAUGAAGCAUGCAUGAGUGAUUAUUGUUCGACUAUAAAGACGAGUAACGACACUAAUUUAAAUGGUGUAUUGUGUAAUGCAUUUGAAGCUAUGGCACAAGAAUGUCUUGAUGAAUCAAUUAGCGUUAACUGGCUUUCAUCGACUGGAUGCGGUAUGUUAUGA